AGAAGGAGGGUUGGGUCAGUCAGAAAGAAGGAGGGUUGGGUCAGUCAGAAAGAAGGAGGGUUGGGUUGGAUGGGUUUGGAUCAGAUGGAUGGAAGGGGGUUGAGUCGGAUGGACGGAAGGAUGGUUGUGAUGGACAGAUAUGGGUUGGAUGGAUGGAUGGAAGGAAGGAUGGUUGUGAUGGACAGAUAUGGGUUGGAUGGAUGGAUGGAAGGAAGGAUGGCUGUGAUGGACAGAUAUGAAGCGGAUGGAUGGAAGGAGGAGGCUUGGGUCAGUGAGAAGGAAGGGAUGGGUCGGAUGGAUUUGGAUUGGAUGGAUUUGGAUUGGAUGGAUGGGACGGGGGUUGAGUUGGAUGGACGGAAGGAUGGUUGGGUUGGACAGAUAUGGGUGGGACAGACAGAAGAAGAAAGUUUGGGUCAAUCAGAAGGAAGAGGGUUGGGUUGGAUGGGUUUGGAUUGGAUGGAUGGAAGAGGAGGUUGGGUUGGAUGGGUAGAAGGAAGGAGGGUUGGGUUGGACAGAUACGGUGGGACAGACGGAAGGAGAAGGCCUGGGUCAAUCAGAAGGAAGGGGGGUUGGGUCAGACGGAUGGAAGAAAUGCUGGCACCUUUCUCCUCCUUCAGCCCACGGCCGUGCCUGCGUGUGCUGGACAUGACUGGCAUCCAGGACGGUGCCGAACACGGUCCGGACAGCGUCACCCUGUGGUCAAGGACAGUACUGCUGGCCAAAGCCUGCCUGGAAGCCUCGCAACGCCGAACCGAACCGCAUGGCACCAAAAAGCAGAAAGGUUCCCCGCUUCCUCCGGUGGAAAUCCGCGUCGACCUCUUCGUCAACAGCACCUCCGGGGCCAUCCUGAAGGCAGCCCUACGUGGUGGAGGGGCCCUACGCCUGCGCUGCCGUGACUUCCAUGCCGAGGAGCUCUCCCUGGGAGGCACCUUGGAUCUGUUGGAGGCCUUGGAGCCGGUCGGCUUGCGACGCGUCGAGCUGCGUUUCAACAACUUGGGGUUGGUGGGGCUGUGCCAGGUGGUGCCGCGGCUCGCUCGUUUCCCAGACCUGGCCAGCGUGAGGUUGCCCUACAGCAACGUGGACGUGAGGAGGCCUGGGAUGGAAAAUGGGCUGAGAGAGCUGGCGGAAGCGUUGGGUUGGUUGCGUGGGCUGAAGGAGCUCAACCUGGGCUCGUGCCGGCUGGCGGGGAGGCUGCGGUUGCUGCUGGGGUCCCUGCAGCGCCCGCUGGAGAGCCUGGAGCUUCCCUUCUGCCACCUCCAGCCCUGCGACCUCACCUUCCUGGCCCACAGCCCUCACGCCUCGGCCCUGAAGAAGCUUGACCUGAGCGGCAACGACCUCUCCUCCUCCCUCCUCCCUCCCUUCCUCCAUCUCCUCCCAGCCGUCUCCUCCUCUCUCCGCCAUCUGGACGUGGCCGAGUGCCACCUUGGGGACGCCCACCUCCCCGUCCUGCUGCCACCUCUGAGGCUCUGCGUCCUCCUCUCCUACCUCGGCCUCUUCGGCAACCACCUGUCCUCCACGGGGCUGAAGGUUCUGCUGGAGGGGACCCAGCCCCUGUCCUCCCUUCGCCUCGUCGUCCACCCCUACCCCACGGAUUGCUGUGACAGCGGUGACGGUGACGGUGACGUCCCCGAGGGCUGCGUGGCUGCGCUGCAGGAGGAGCUGCAGGGAAUGCUGCGCGGUGCUGGGAGGGAGGAGGAGGUGUGGACCAGCAGCCUGCAGCAUCACGGUGGAUCCGACUUCUUUGCGCUGUGAGAGGGGACAGCUGGGAGGUGUGGUGACAAAGGGGAUGACCGGGACAAAGGGACGGCAGGAAUGGUGACAAAGGGACACCGGGAGGUGCGGUGACAAAGGGACAGCAGGAGUGGUGAUAAAGGAACAACCGAGAGGAGUGGUGACAAAAGGACACAGUGGGAGAAAGGGACAGCUGGAGGUGUGGUAACAAAGAGACAACCAAAGGGACAACAAGAGGAGUGGUGACAAAGGAACAACCAGGACAAAGGGACAGCAGGAGUGGUGAUAAAGGAACAACCAAGGAGUGGUGACAAAGGGACAGAGCGGGAGAAAGGGACAGCUGGAGGUGUAGUGACAAAGGGACGACCGGGAGAAAGAGAUGGCAGGAAAGGUGACAAAGGGACAGCAGGAGAUGCGGUGACAAAGGGACAGCAGGAGUGGUGAUAAAGGAACAACCGAGAGGAGUGGUGACAGAGGGACACAGUGGGAGAAAGGGACAGCUGGAGGUGUGGUGACAAAGGGAUGCAAGGAGGAGUGGUGAGAAAGAGACAACCAAGACUUAUGGUGACAAAGGGACAACAAGAGGAGUGGUGACAAAGGGACGCAAGGAGGAAUGGUGACAAAGGAACAACCAGGACAAAGGGACAGCUGGAGGAGUGGUGACAAAGGGACACACAGGGAAAAAGGGACAGCUGGAGGAGUGGUGACAAAGGGACACAAGGAGGAAUGGUGACAAAAGAACAACCAGGACAAAGGGACACCCAAGAUGAGUGGUGACAAAAGGAUUCAAGAAGGAAUGGUGACAAAAGGACAACCAGGACAAAGGGACACCAGGAGGAGUGGUGACAAAGAGCCAGCAGAAGUGGUGACAAAUGGACAACCAGAAGGUAUGGUGACAAAGGGACAGCAGGAGGAAUGGUGACAAAGGGACACAACCAGGACAAAGAGACACCAGGAGUGGUGACAAAGAGACAACAAGAGGAGUGGUGACAAAGGGACGCAAGGAGGAAUGGUGACAAAAGGAACAACCAGGACAAAGGGACAGCAGGAGGAGUGGUGACAAAGGGACACAACCAGGACAUA
Messenger RNA from Phasianus colchicus (ring-necked pheasant), 2814 nucleotides. The record is from RefSeq and is a predicted model, not a curated record. NCBI's taxonomy places the organism in Eukaryota, Metazoa, Chordata, Aves, Galliformes, Phasianidae.